CAAGAAGAAAGCACAACACUGAGGAUGUCAUCAGAGUGUAAAGGUAAGAGUUCAUGGCCCGAGCUUGUUGGGGUGAAGGGAGAGAUUGCGGCAGCAACAAUUGAGAAGGAGAAUCCUUUUGUUACUGCUACGAUUGUGCCGCCGGGUACAUCUGUCCUCCCAGUCAUUCUCUGCGAUAACGUGAACGUUUUUGUUGACGAGAAUGGCAUAGUUACUAGUACCCCUAUAAUUGGGUAGAUUGGAAGGAAAG
Ilex paraguariensis (yerba mate) is the source of this 250-nucleotide messenger RNA. Lineage: Eukaryota; Viridiplantae; Streptophyta; Magnoliopsida; Aquifoliales; Aquifoliaceae. The record is from the annotation of a GenBank genome assembly.